AUGGUGUCCGCCCUGAGUCGCUCUGCGCUGGUUUAUGACAUCACAGCCGGUAACAACGAACGCCAUUUCGCAAUCAACCGUCACACUGGAGUCAUCACCACCCGCAAGGCACUCGACUUCGAGCGUACAGGUUCCUACUCUCUAGUGGUGCGUGCAUUGAGCAUGGCUGGAGUGGAGACCAGUGCUACGGUCAGUGUCCAGGUGGGAGACCAGAACGACUGUCCACCUGUGUUCCAACAGCUCAGGUACGUAGGUGUUAUCAGCGAGGCUGCACCGGUCAACAGUGUGGUCCUGGCGGAGGACGGUAAUCCUCUGGUCAUACAGGCUUCGGACCGUGACCGUAACCUGAACGCCCUGCUGGUGUUCAACAUCAUAGAUGAGACCGCUAGAUCCUUCUUCACCGUGGACUCUGGGACCGGGUCCAUCAGAACCAUCUCCACUUUGGACUACGAGACGUUCUCUGCCUUCUCCUUCCGGGUCCAUGUGAGGGACAGUGGGAGACCCCAGAGAACAGCAGACAACCCAGCUCAGGUCCAUAUCAAGGUGGUGAACAUCAACGACUCUCCUCCUAAGUUCUCCCAAGACUCCUAUGAAACGGUCCUCCUCCUCCCCACCUACCCCGGAGUCGAGGCCCUGAGGGUCACGGCCUUUGACCCAGACCUGACGCCCGACCCCGCCGUGACCCCUGCUGACCUCUCUGUGACCUCUGCCCUGGUGUACACCCUGGCUGACCGGAACCUCGAACACUUCUCCAUGGAACGUUCCACUGGCGUUCUCACCGUCAAGAACCGGAACCUCUCCAAAGACCGCUAUCGCUUCAACGUCAAGGUGUGGGACGGUCGUUUCUCCAGCACAGUGUUAGUAACCAUCCUGGUCCGUGAAGCGAUGGACAGCGGCCUCCUCUUCUCCCUCCCCAUCUACUCCUCCUCCGUCGCCGAGAACGAUGGCAACAUCUCCAUAGUGACCGUGGUGAACGCAGUGGGGCACCGGCUUAACGAGCCGCUGAAGUACACGCUGCUGAAUGCCGGCGGUCGUUUCACGGUGCGCCCGACCUCCGGGGUGGUCCUGACCAUGGGAAUACCGUUUGACCGCGAGGAGCAGGACAGCUAUGAACUGGUGGUCGAAGCCAGCAGAGUGUACGACCGACUGAGGGUUGCUAGAGUUACUGUCAAGGUUCAGGUGGAGGAUGUGAAUGACAAUGCUCCGGAGUUUGUUGACCUGCCGUACUACGCUGCUGUCCAGGUGGAGUCAGACCCAGGCUCCGUGGUGUACAGGGUCUCAGCAUCAGACAGAGACUCUGGGCUCAACGGUGAUGUCAUUUACACGCUGAAAGAGGAGCACAGGAACUUCCAGGUGGACCCUCUAAGGGGUGAACUGAUCCUCAAGCGCUCCCUCGAAGCCGACCUGUCCAACGCUGAAUACAAACUCACCAUCGUAGCUCAAGAUGGCGGCUCCCCUUCCCUGUCCAGUGAGGUGGAGCUACCGGUCACCAUCAUGAAUAAGGCCAUGCCGGUGUUUGACAAGCCCUUCUAUGGCAUCACAGUGAGGGAGGAUGUCCCCGUGUCCACCCCGGUCCUGUAUAUCAACGCUACCAGCCCCCAGGGACAGAGUGUUAUAUACACUGUCAUGGAGGGAGACCCUUCACUACAGUUUGACAUGGGCUUUGAUACCGGUGCGAUCCGUGUCAGCUACCCGUUAGACUACGAGACCACACCAUACUACCGAUUAACGGUGAAGGCUACGGACACGCAGACUGGUGCAAGGUCGGAGGUCGAUGUGGACAUCGCCGUGUUGGACGUUAAUGACAACCCUCCGCUUUUCCAGAACGUCUCAUAUUCCACCACACUGCCCGAGAACUCCAUGAUCGGCACUCCAGUAUUACAGGUGUUGGCGUUGGACAGUGACUCAGAGCGUAACUCGUUGGUCCGCUACCAGAUCCUGUCAGACGUCUACAACAGUACCGACUUCUUCCACAUCGAUAGCAGCAGCGGACUGAUCCUCACCGCACGCACGCUCGACUACGAAACCAUGCAACAAUACACCUUCAUCAUCAGGGCAACUGACAGCGGCGACCCUGCACUGAGCAGCGAGGUCAAUGUCAUGGUUUUGGUUACAGACACCAACGACAACCCUCCUUCCUUCAGCCAAUCGCUGUACGAAGUGUACUUAAGCGAGCUGGCCCCCAGAGGACAGUUUGUGACCUGCGUCCAGGCCUCUGACGCUGACAGCUGUGAUGCAAAUAGACUCAGGUACAAUAUCCUAUCCGGUGAUGAGCGGAUGGUGUUUACGAUGGACACAGAGACGGGGUUGAUAUCUCUGUCCAAUCAGAGAAGACAGGGGAUGAGGGCUUCCUUUAGGCUCAACGUGUCUGUGUCCGACGGGGUCUUCACCAACACCGCUGAGGUUUGA
Molecule: messenger RNA, 2409 nt
Organism: Oncorhynchus keta (chum salmon)
Lineage: Eukaryota; Metazoa; Chordata; Actinopteri; Salmoniformes; Salmonidae
Product: protocadherin Fat 3-like
Exons: 12
Coding region: 1-2409 (802 amino acids)
Biological process (GO): homophilic cell-cell adhesion
Cellular component (GO): plasma membrane
Molecular function (GO): calcium ion binding
Source: RefSeq, a predicted model, not a curated record